AUGGAUGAGUUUGCGAAAUCAUCCGGCCUAUUCGAUCACUACAAGGCACUACAACUUCUUAAACUCUCUCCCGGUGCUGACUUUGACGGCCAUCUCAGUCGGUUCACUACCCUUAUUCGUGCCAUACAGAGAGAGAAGGGUUCCAUUGAUGACCGCGAGACGGCUGCUCACUGGUACAACAGUCUAGAUGAGCGAGGUCAAGAUGAUAUAGAUCGGGCUCCUGCCCAAGACGUUAAGACCUUCGUCCAGAUGCGUGAGAGAUCUCGAGGCUUCUACCGAUCACUCAAGAAGACGUGGAAGGCUAACGCUGCUGGAAAGUCGAUCACCACUAAUGUUGCUACUGCUGCGGGUCCGGCGACUACAACUCAGGUUCAUCAAUCUCUUCCUACACAGCCGGCCUCAACUCGUCCAAAGCCUUCUACAUUCUGGGACACUACAGCCCAACGCCCUGCCGAUGGGGUGACAGACGGGUCUAUAUUCAACCUCGACUUCAUACGGAAGUUCCGGUGUCAACGUUGUCUCUGCCACGACCACAGUACUGGCUCUUGCAAACAAUCUAAGAUGGCCUUCGAAUCUCUACGUUGUGCUCGAUGCGGGACUCAUCAUGAUCCCGUACGGUUCCCAGAAGCUCACUGCCGAGACAGCAAUUGCUACCGCUGUGGGAAGCGAGGUCAUAUGAGUCGUGCUUGUCCCGAACCACUACCUCAGAAACCCGAUACCACCCCUUCAAGCUCUACUGGUACCGAAGGGGCCAAGAUUCAGGCUAAU
Perkinsus marinus ATCC 50983 is the source of this 768-nucleotide messenger RNA. RefSeq lists its product as hypothetical. Lineage: Eukaryota; Perkinsozoa; Perkinsida; Perkinsidae. The record is from RefSeq and is a predicted model, not a curated record. The annotation marks the transcript as partial. Gene Ontology annotation, molecular function: nucleic acid binding; zinc ion binding. The transcript has a single exon.